AUGCCGGCGGACUACGAGUCCACUGCCCGGGCAUUGGCUGUCUCAACAUCCCCAGAUCUUGAGUCGCCUGAAAAUGACGAUGAGCAGCCUCUCUGGGGCCAUGGUCGGCGAAAUUCCCGAGCGGCCCAGGCAGCCUCAACACGCGAUCAAUUAAUCAGCAAAGCUAAGAUGUUCUACCGCAAGGCAAACGAGAGAUGGGAGCGAAUGACUUUCUGGCAGAAGGUCGCCUUCUAUGCCGUGUCUCUCCUAACUGCGGCCCUAGGGGUUGGGUUCAUGGUCUUCACGGGCAAGGUGUUCUUCUGGCUGGGCCCGGUCGCGGAGCGCUGGGAGAAGUCCCCGCUCGUCGCAUUUGUACUGUGGCUCUGUGUCUUUUUUGUCUCUUUCCCGCCGCUUGUGGGCUGGUCGACGUUCGGUACUGUGGCCGGUUUUAUUUUUGGACUCUGGAAAGGGCUGACGGGAUUCGAAUAUAGAUGGUUGAUCUACGCUACUGCUACAAUUCUAGGAUCCACGGCCUCUUUUUACGUAUCGCGCACCGUGCUAUCAAGUUUCGUCAAUCGUCUCAUGGAGCGGGACAAGCGUUUUGCGGCCCUUGCUUUAACAUUGAAGUAUGAUGGACUGAAGCUCCUCUGUAUGAUCCGCUUAUGUCCACUCCCAUAUUCUAUUUGCAAUGGCGCUGUCUCUACAUUCCCCACGGUCCAACCUCUGACGUACGGGCUGGCUACCGCCAUUAUCUCUCCAAAAUUGCUGGUGCCCGCAUUUAUCGGGAGUCGGGUGCGCCUUCUUUCCGAGAAGGGCGAAGAGAUGAGUGCAGGCUCUAAAGCCGUCAACAUCAUCAGUAUUAUCGUCACUGUUUCGAUUGGUGUUGGGACAGGCUUUUACAUCUAUCGCAGAACCUUGGCUCGCGCGAAAGAAUUAGAGGAACAGGAACGCGCUGAUAUUCGGCAGUCCCUACAAAACGACCAUGCUGCACACCGCCCCCAUGGCCGGUUUUCUGAUGACGACGAUGUCAAUACGGCAUCGAACACACUUGCCCGUGACGAGGAAGAACGGAUCGGAUUUGGCGAUCUAGAUGAUGACAAUGUCGACUUGGGUUUCGAAGACGAUAGCGGUAGUGAGACCAGUAGGUGGAAGCGAUCGAACCGGAAGUCCUAUCGUGAUGAGUUUACGGAUAAUGACUCGGAUGAGUUCGCUGGCGACGCUGCUGAGGCAUUCGGAUUGCAUCACCAUGUCCGACGUGAAUAA
This is a messenger RNA of Penicillium chermesinum, 1242 nucleotides long. RefSeq names its product TVP38/TMEM64 family protein. Bases 1 to 1242 code for a protein of 413 amino acids. The record is from RefSeq and is a predicted model, not a curated record. The transcript is spliced from 3 exons. Gene Ontology annotation, cellular component: Golgi membrane. Gene Ontology annotation, biological process: vesicle-mediated transport; mitotic spindle elongation. NCBI's taxonomy places the organism in Eukaryota, Fungi, Ascomycota, Eurotiomycetes, Eurotiales, Aspergillaceae.